Jaculus jaculus (lesser Egyptian jerboa) is the source of this 3720-nucleotide messenger RNA. RefSeq names its product ankyrin repeat domain 13A (gene Ankrd13a). Lineage: Eukaryota; Metazoa; Chordata; Mammalia; Rodentia; Dipodidae. The transcript has 15 exons. Bases 142 to 1908 code for a protein of 588 amino acids. Gene Ontology annotation, molecular function: protein binding. The record is from RefSeq and is a predicted model, not a curated record. Gene Ontology annotation, cellular component: cytoplasm.
CACCGGCUACGUACCGAGUCCCUCGUUGUCCCACUCGCCGGACCGACAGAGGAUCGGACGGACGAACGGGCACCGGAGACCCCGCCGGGGAGACGCUUUUGGCAGGCGGGCGUCCAGGGCCCGGGCCGCGGCCUCCUCACCAUGUCCUCGGCCAGCGACGUCAGCAGCCAGUUCCCCCUGCACCUCCUGGUGUGGAACAACGACUACCGGCAGCUGGAGAAGGAGCUGCGGAGCCAGAAUGUGGAAGCUCUGGAUCCCCGAGGUCGGACGUUAUUGCACCUUGCAGUUUCUUUGGGACAUUUGGAAUCUGCUCGAGUCUUGCUCCGACAUAAAGCAGACGUGACCAAAGAAAACCGCCAGGGAUGGACAGUUUUACACGAAGCUGUGAGCACUGGCGACCCCGAGAUGGUGCACACGGUUCUUCAGCACCGAGACUACCACAACACUUCCAUGGCCCUCGAAGGCGUUCCUGAGCUCCUACACAAAAUUCUGGAGGCUCCAGAUUUCUAUGUGCAGAUGAAAUGGGAAUUCACCAGCUGGGUGCCUUUAGUUUCUAGAAUAUGCCCAAAUGAUGUCUGUCGCAUUUGGAAAAGUGGUGCCAAACUGCGUGUCGAUAUCACAUUGCUGGGAUUUGAAAAUAUGAGUUGGAUCAGAGGGAGACGCAGCUUCAUAUUUAAGGGAGAAGACAACUGGGCAGAGUUGAUGGAAGUGAACCAUGAUGACAGAGUGGUCACCACCGAACACUUUGAUCUUUCCCAAGAAAUGGAGCGCCUCAGUCUGGACUUGAUGAAGCCCAAAAGCAGGGAAGUUGAGAGGCGGCUCACAAGUCCAGUCAUCAACACCAGCCUUGAUACUAAAAAUAUUGCUUUUGAAAGAACUAAAUCCGGAUUCUGGGGCUGGAGGACAGAUAAAGCAGAAGUUGUUAAUGGUUACGAAGCAAAGGUUUACACAGUAAACAAUGUGAAUGUGAUAACCAAAAUACGCACAGAACAUCUGACCGAGGAGGAAAAAAAGAGAUAUAAAGCGGACAGGAAUCCACUGGAGUCUCUGCUGGGAACUGUGGAACACCAGUUUGGUGCUCAAGGGGACCUCACCACAGAGUGUGCCACUGCAAACAACCCCACGGCCAUCACGCCUGAUGAGUACUUCGAUGAAGACUUUGACCUGAAAGACAGGGACAUUGGAAGGCCGAAAGAGCUGACAAUUAGAACACAAAAGUUCAAAGCAACACUGUGGAUGUGUGAAGACUUUCCUCUCUCGCUCGUGGAGCAGGUCAUUCCCAUCAUUGACCUCAUGGCUCGGACAAGUGCUCAUUUUGCAAGAUUGAGAGAUUUCAUCAAACUGGAGUUCCCACCUGGAUUCCCUGUCAAAAUAGAAAUUCCUUUAUUUCACGUCUUAAAUGCACGGAUUACAUUUGGAAAUGUUAAUGGCUGUAGCACUGCUGAAGAGAGUCAGAAUGUGGAAGGGAUCCAGGCUGAUACAGCUUCCCAGGUCACAGACUUCGAGGUUGAUCAGUCUGUGUUUGAGAUUCCCGAAUCUUACCACAUUCAGGACAACGGUCGCAAUAUGCAUCUACAAGACGAAGACUACGAGAUAAUGCAGUUCGCCAUCCAGCAGAGCCUGCUGGAGUCUAGCAGGAGCCAGGAACUUUCGGGACCAGCUUCAAAUGGUGGAAUCAGCCCAACACACAGCUAUGAUGCCCAGUAUGAGAGGGCCAUCCAGGAGAGCCUUCUCAGCAGCAUGGAAGUCCCAUGCCCGGGUGCCCUCAGUGAGUCAAGCCGAUUUGAUAGUGACCUGCAGCUGGCCAUGGCGCUGUCUGCCAAAGAGCUGGCAGAGCAGGAACUCCGGCUCCAGGAGGAGGAGGCCGAACUCCAGCAAGUCUUACGGCUGUCACUCACUGAGAAGUAGACUUCUGUCACGGGCUGCACAAAGCAGAGGCUCUGGGCUGCGCACAUUUGCUGAGUCAACCAAGGCCCCAGGACUGAAGGCCCACACUUCGUGCAGACAGACGGCAGCUGUCCCUUCCUUACACAAAGGUGCAGGAUCAGGGACUCCUGGGCCCAUCCAAGGUGCUCCCCAGAGUGGAGAGGUGGGGAAUUGGCAGGUCCCAUCUCCAGGCUGAGGGAGGAGAGCACCGUCACUUUCCAUUAGCUGUAUUGGCUUGCAGGUCACUUUACUACCAGCUUUGAACAGAAGCGCCAAUCCCUGCAGGUCUGUAGACACUUGCUAUCUGGAAGGGAUGACGAUGACUGCAGAGUCAGGUGCUCUUCUCCAUGAGAGCAGCAGCAGCCUUUGUCGAGCGGUUAGGAGAACUUGAGACCUUCCUUCCUGUUCACCAAAGAAACGGGGUGUGCCGAUCUACUCUCUGUCUUCACCUUUCUAUAAGGUUCCUUAGGACAUAAGUCAUUAUUCCUCCCCUAUCUCCACCUUAUUCCAUUCCUUUCAUCCCCAGGCAAAGUUAAGAGGCUUUAUUUUAGAUUAUGGUUGACUGCAUCAAAUUAAGAUAUACAAAUGACCAGGGAUGUUGCCUUAGCCUUAAAAAUUACUAGUAGUUUCAAACCACCUCACUCUACAUCUUGAGGGAUCUGAUUUGAAUCUGUAAAGGCAGUUCCUUUGAGAGCAGGAUCCUCCAGACCAAAUCAAAGGCAGCUAACCCUGUCCUUGGAGGAGCAACUAGGGAAUCUAUGGCUGGCUCUCAAAGUGGGCAAGCUGGCCAAACUCCUGGAAGAGCGGAGAACCCAAGCCAGGUGUGUCCUCUGCCUGCUCCGUGAAGGGUCUCCACAGGCCUAGGAAGAACCAGCUGCAUGGCCUGGUUUCACGUGUGAGAGGAAGGGAUGGCGUUGAAGUCAGAAAGGGAGCUAACAUGGAGCACAAUGGCUCCUUGUCCAAAAGGGAAAAAUGAUGAUUCCAUAUUGCUUUUUAGAGUUCAAAUCAGCAUCUUUCGGGAUAAAUAUAUUUUUUAACAGAAUGUUUUUAUUAUUUUUAAAAGAUGUAAAAAUGACUACUCCCAUCAGUAGCAAUACAAGGUUAUACAUUUUAACCAGAUUUUCUCAGGCCUUUUUUGGAUACCUUUAGUAGCUAACUAUUUUGUCUAACCUUCCUGUAAAUACCCAUCGCAUAACAGACCGACCCCUGGGGAAUACAGCCGAGGGCACCUCUUAUUCUGGCCCAUGUCUUCAUUCCCACAGGCUGCACUGAAGUCACCUGGUAAACAAUACCUUCCUGUUUUGUGUCUGUUUCCUGUUGCGCUUCUUUUGGGAUGGGAAGAGAAACUACUGUUCCUGUUAAUGUCCAUAUGAAGCAGUUAGCAUUGCCAGUAAAAUGUUCCUGGACACAAACAAUUGUGCUUUUAAUUCCUUCUAGCUAUCUGGCUUUUUGUCAUGGUCUGACCAAAAUUCCUUCUCUGCACACAAGGCCAGUACCGGCAACAUUACGUUUGUUUUAGACACAGCUUGGCAUUUUGUUUACUUGCUAUUUACCAUGAGCAAAGACACUUCUUGGGAGAGGCUGCAGCUGGGCCAUGUUGUUUACUCACUAAGGUGAACCCUAGGUAACUUCUGUGUGUUGGCAUUCCAUUGCUCUGCUUUCUUGAAGUCCGACUUUGUCCCCAGGAAGUCACUUGUAAAGGGACUGAGCAUUGUGUCAACUUGUUGCAGCAUUUUUCACGUUCUCUCUUAAAAUGCAAAUAAAGACACUUCCAUAGAGGGUGCUCAUACAGUA